AUGUUCAAGAGUAGAGCAAUGUGGCAAAAAGAGGUACAAGUAUGUGCAAUAUGCGCCUUUAACCAUACUCCUGAAGGAGUGUAUCUUGGUCAAAAUAGCACUUUUAUUCUUGGCGUUCGCAAGAAACAAAGCAAAGUGCCUCACAGGGAUACGGCGCGGCAAGAGGCAUGGCAUGGAGGCAGCAGCUGCAGCGGUGCGGCAAUCCCUCACGGCGUGGUGGAAGGCAGCGGCACGGCGUGGAGUGAGGCUCUACCGCGGCGCGGGAUCUUCUGCACGGCGUGGUGGAGGGUGCUCCUCACUACUAGGGUUUUAGAUCUCCUUGUGAUUAUGAAAUCGGAAUUCAAUCAAUCGACCCGCCAAUCAGCUUCGAGAAACUGCGAUGAUGCAGCUGUGUAG
This is a messenger RNA of Striga asiatica, 396 nucleotides long. Lineage: Eukaryota; Viridiplantae; Streptophyta; Magnoliopsida; Lamiales; Orobanchaceae. The record is from the annotation of a GenBank genome assembly.